Molecule: messenger RNA, 501 nt
Organism: Phytophthora sojae
Lineage: Eukaryota; Oomycota; Peronosporomycetes; Peronosporales; Peronosporaceae
Exons: 1
Molecular function (GO): RNA binding
Source: RefSeq, a predicted model, not a curated record
GGCGAGGCGGCUGCCCCCGCCGCCGCCGCCACGGAGGAGUCCGCCGAGGCGGUGGACGCCGAGAUCGAGGACAUGAAGCGCCGCGUGAAGGAGAUGGAGGAGGAGGCCGCCAAGCUCAGCGAGAUGCAGUCCGAGGUCGAGUCGCAGAUGGGCAAGAACACGGCGUCCACGCUCAACGAGAUGGGCGCGGCCGGAGCGGCGGCCAGCGCGCAGCCCGUGCAGAUGGACGACACGUCCAUCUACAUCGGCCAGGUGGACUACGGCAGCACGCCCGAGGAGCUGCAGGCGCUCUUCCAGUCGUGCGGCACCAUCAACCGCGUCACGAUCCUGUGCGACAAGUUCACGGGCCAGCCCAAGGGCUACGCGUACAUCGAGUUCGCCUCGCGCGACGCCGUGGAGAGCGCGCUCCUGCUCAACGACACCAUGUUCCGCGGCCGGCAGCUCAAGGUCACGCCCAAGCGGCAGAACGUGCGCGGGUUCAACAUGACCCGUGGAGGGCGU